Eupeodes corollae is the source of this 4021-nucleotide messenger RNA. RefSeq names its product 5'-nucleotidase. Gene Ontology annotation, biological process: nucleotide catabolic process. The record is from RefSeq and is a predicted model, not a curated record. Lineage: Eukaryota; Metazoa; Arthropoda; Insecta; Diptera; Syrphidae. Bases 763 to 2892 code for a protein of 709 amino acids. The transcript is spliced from 10 exons. Gene Ontology annotation, molecular function: hydrolase activity.
CAUUCAGAUUGGAACAACGCUUUCGUCGUUAAUAUAGGUUUUGAGAGUUGGUGUCAACCUUUAGAAUAUUAUCUGACGUUCAACGCACGUGCGCGUGAUUUUAAGUGUAAACUAAACUUUUCUGGAGAACCAACUUUUAUUUUCUCUUUAAAAGCCAAACAAAAAGUAUCUUAAAGAUUUGUUAUUGUAGGUACAAUCCCUUUCCUGUUGUACUCAUAUCUCAUAUAUGUCGUCGUUUGAAGUAAGGUGAAGGCUGAUAUACUCGUAGAUAGGUAAUUGUGAGUUUUCUCUUUAGAAUUCAACGACACGACGACGACGCGACGCGACGGCGGACGACUUCAGAUACCUACGUCUUUACAUGGUUUUGAACGCGAACAAUUCUAUCUGUACAUCCAGUAUUCUCUAAGUACUCGUUCGGUUGAAUCGAUAAAGAUCCAUAGUCGCAUAACCAAAGUUGAGUGCGGUUCAACUUUUUGUUUCAAAGUACCAACUUCCUACAUUACACAUCAUAUAUGUAGGUACCUUUAAAAAAUUUUUGUGUUGAAGUGAAAAAAGUGCAAAAAAUUAUAUCGUCCUUAAUUCAAGGAGAAAAAUCAUACAAAAAUUUCAGAGUGAAGUUUGUGAAAAGAAAUAUAAUUAAAUAUUCAUACCUCUGUUUCCUUCCUGAAAGUUCUACCUUUUCUUUUCUUAAAAUUGCCAUACCAACGAAUCUCAUUGAUUAAACUUCUUCAAGUCAAAGCAGAGUCUCAGGGAAGAAGUAUAAUGGCAGAAAUUACAUCACAAUCGGGACUUCGAUCAAAAUUGGGAGAUUUGGUUGAAAAUAGCUCAUCGGCUCUUACAGAAGCAACUGAAGUUACAAAAGGUCUUAGAAAUGUUGUUGGAUGGUUAAAACAGGCUUCUAUAGAAGUUAGAGAAGCUGGCAAAAGAGCUGUUUCACAAAUCCAAACUCACCCCAGUUUCAUAUCUCACGAACUCGAUUCGAGCAUCAGUGUCGAAGAAGACGAACAAUCUAACCAAAACUCCACCACCGAUAACCAGAAUCGCAAUCAAUCAUCGAAUAAACUUCAGUGUGAUUCGCCGAAGCAAAUUUAUCGAAAUAAUUCCAUUAUAAGCCAAUUGGAAAAAUCAAGAAAUACCAAUAUGAAAGAUUUGAAACCCUUGACCAUUUUGCACUAUAACGAUGUGUAUAAUGUUGAUUCGAACUCGGAUGUUGAACCUGUUGGAGGAGCAGCAAGAUUUUGUACUGCAAUCAGGUCAUUCAAAGAAUUGGAUCCUUUGAUUCUUUUUUCUGGGGAUAUUUUUUCACCAAGCAUGCUCAGUACAUUUACCCAAGGUGAACAAAUGGUACCAGUCUUGAAUGCUGUGGAUACACACUGCGCUGUUUUCGGAAAUCAUGAUUUUGAUCACGGCCUUGAUAUACUCACCGAUCUUAUAAAAAAGACCAACUUCCCCUGGCUUAUGUCAAAUGUAGUGGAUAACGAAACCGGACGACCUCUUGGUGGUGGCAAAAUCAGUCAUUUCAUAUUCCAUAAUCAAACCUCAAUUGGUUUAAUUGGUCUUGUAGAGAAGGAAUGGCUUGAAACUCUACCCACAAUCGAUCCAAAAGAAGUUACUUUUAUUGACUACGUAGAAGCUGGUAAUAAGCUAGCUGAAGAGUUACGCAACGAAGGCUGUGAAAUUGUAAUUGCACUGACGCACAUGCGAACACCAAAUGAUAUAAAUUUGGCUAAGCACUGUCCGGGUAUUGAUCUGAUUCUCGGGGGACACGAUCAUGUCUAUGAGAUUUUGGAUAUCAAUGGUAUUAAAAUUGUCAAAUCGGGUACAGAUUUUCGACAAUUCUCAAAAAUCACUCUCGACAAGAUCAAGGGUGAGAAUGGAAAGAUCCAAGUCGAAGUGGAACCUGUAGAUGUGACUUCAGCUUAUGAAGAGGAACCUGUUCUUAAAGCUGAAUUGGCGAAGUAUUCUGAGGUAAUUGAAUCAAAAAUGACCGAAGUCCUUGGAAACUUCUCAGUUGAACUUGAUGGUCGAUUCUCGUCAAUAAGAACCUCAGAAACAAAUCUUGGUGACUGGGUGUGUGAUGUUGUUUUAGCAGCUACGGGCGCUGAUGUUGUUGUCAUAAAUUCUGGAACAUUCCGAUCCGAUCAAAUCCAUCCACCAGGUCCAUUCACAAUGAAGGAUCUUGUCAAUAUUGUUCCUAUGAGAGAUCCAUUGAUUGUCGUAGAAGUUACAGGGGCUUGUAUAUUGGCAACACUAGAAAAUGCAGUUUAUAUGUAUCCAAAGCUUGAAGGACGUUUUCCUCAGGUCUCUGGUGUAACAUUUGCAUUUGAUCCAUCAAAACCACCAGGCCAACGAAUAGAUUCACAACUUGUUCAAAUUGCUGAUGAGUUCCUAAAAAUGGACCAAUUAUACAAAAUAUGCAUCAAAAGCUACAUGUAUGGUGGUUGUGAUGGAUUUACUAUGUUUAAAGAUGCUAAAGUCUUGAUGGAUGAUGACUCAUGUCCAGAACUUGGGCUGGUAUUACAAAAUCAUUUCAAAGCGAUAAAUAUGCGAACGGGAAAGUGUCGAAACUCAAAACAUCGUCAGUCGUUAGUUACGCUCUCACGAAGACACAGCAUGGUUCAAAUGUUAGAUAAUUUAGACCUAGAUGGACCAUCACCUUUAAGAAAAUUAUCAAUUGGACAUAAUUCAAAAUCUAUUGACCAUAGCACAACUUCUUCGAAGAUGCUGAGACGUGCAUCCUUAGACGAUUUGGAACAAAUGAGUUGUCAGCUAGCGCCGAAAAUUCAACAUCGAAUAAUACAGAUUCAAAGUGAAGAGCAUUAUAAUCAACUUCUACUUAAAAAAGAAACAACCAUUAAAAACUCAGUAAUCACCGAGGCCGAUGAUGAAUAGUAAAUUUAAACUAAUGCAAGAAAAGCUUUGAGAACGGAUAAGUUACAGACAAUUUUUUUAUUUCACUAAAUUUAAUCAUACAUAAAUAAUAUAUAAACAUAAAUAAUUAUUAUUUUACUAAAACAAAACAAAAAAAGAAAAACAUAUAAUUUUAGUGAAAAUUUAACUCAAACAAAAAAGCUUUAAAAAACACAAAAUUUAUAUAAAAUUAAGUAGGUAAUCGUUUUCUUCCAUUUCAAUAUAAUAUUUAUGUAAUGUGUUAUGAUGUACUGUUCACAGUUCCUUUAUUGUAUUAUUAUAAUAAUUAUAAAUAAAUAAAAAUUAAUUUAUUUUUUGUUAUAUAUCAUUUUCCUGCACAAAGUUUCUUUAUCUAUGUUUUCUUUCGAUGAUGAAGAAAUCCAUAAAAGAAAAUUUAAUUAAAAAUAAAAAUAAUCGAAGCAAUAUAAUUGUAAUAAAUUUUUAAAUAAAAAUAAAAGCUUUAUAUUUAAGAACAUUUAUGGAAUGAUCGAUAAAUUUAAAAUAACAAAAAAUUUUAUUCAAAAAUACAAAAGAAAAAGGAACUAAUGAAAGUUAAACAAUGCACUUUUCUAUUUCUAUUUAAAUCUCUUAAGCCUGACAUUAAGUUAGAAAAAAGAAAAACUCAUUUAAAUAUUAAAAGAUAUUAUUUUAAAUUAUAUCAUUUUAAUAAAAAAUAUAUAUUUAAACAAAUAAAAAAAAAAAACAAUAUAAAACAUAGCAUUUAAGAUAAAUCUUUGCAACGAGAGAAGUUUUAUUUUAAUAUUUUGUUUUUUAAUUUAAAACUAUACCGAAUAAUGUUUGUUUUUAAGAAAAAAAAACUAAUUUAUUUAAAUUUAACAAAAUAAUUGAAUUAUUUUAUUUGGAACAAUUUAUUUAUAUGUCGUACCUAGUACCUACCUAUAACCUUACAAACAAGAACGGUGCCUCGUAUUUACAAAAUCCAUUUAUUUGUGUUCAUUAUUUACAGAUUGUAUUUUUCAUAUUAUUAAUAUUUUGUUUUUGUAUCUACAAUAAAUUUUGUAAAUAUUUUAUUAAUAACAAACAAAAAAAAACCUUAAUAAUAAUCAACAAAAUGAAAAUAAAUAAUAUAUACAUAAUUGUAUAAUAACAA